AUGAUGCAAGGCGCCAGCUCGCGCAGGGUUGGCUUCUUCUGCGACUCCUGCGCCCUUGUCCGGAUGCGAAGGCCGUCGUCUUUGGCUCCUUUCUCCGUCUCCCCACCAGCCCGCCGACCAUGCAAAUCGUUCAUCCGGAAGCCCGUAUCGACAAGGUGGAUAUCGGCGGCAGUGACGAGCGCAUCGACUGAGCCUGGGGCCGAGACGAAACGGACGGCUGCGGUGCAAAAGGCGCAGCCGACGCCAGAUCCCAACGGGCUGGCAGAGGUCGCACAGGAUAGUCGAAACAAGUUCCUAUCCGUCGACGGGAUUCCAGCCCCGCAAUUGACGACGGCCGCGCUUCAGUCGUGCCUGCGAGCCGCCGCGGCCCUGCAUCCCCAACUCAAGAGAGCUGAGGCCCAAUCGAGAGCAUCAGCCUCGAGGCUCGUGGCCCUGGGCGCCGAACGAACCGGGGCCCGGCUGCCCAUUGAUGCGCGGCUGCAGGACGCAAUCAGCAGGAUCUCGCACUCGGCCUAUGAAAUCAUUACGCACCCAAAUGUGGAGAUGACGCCCGAGUUCCUAGAGCUCUACGUCCAAGUCCAGGCUCAACUGGGACGACCCGAAUCUCUACCCUCUGUGCUGGAGCUAUAUGCGAUUAAACCGAAACCGACUGUCAAGGACGGUAUGAUCCAGCAUGUUCGGCGAAAUCCCAAUUCGCCCAUGAGGGCGAUCGAGAUUGACACAGCUGAGCUGGCUCUUCAGACGGCCAUUGAGGCCAGGAAUCUCGACUCUGCGCUCGGCAUCAUCGAGGCGGCAUACUGCGUGCCAGCAUUCAGACGCCAGAAGCUCAUCAAGCACACUACUGUUCCCGCCCUCGGCCUCGCCAGUCUUCCUUUUGGUAUUUUCGGGCUCUCGACGGCGUAUGCCGCCUACUGGCAAAAUACGAUGGACAUGUCGACGGCGACUGGUAUCGCGUUUGCCGGCAUCUCUGGCUACUGUUUCGUGGUCGGCUCGCUAGGCCUGAUCGCCAAACUGGGCCACAUGGACCACAUGAAACGCGUGACGUGGACGCCCGGGACGCCGCUGCGGUAUCGGUGGCUGAGGGAGGAAGAGCGGGCGGCCUUGGACAAGGUGGCCUGCGCAUGGGGCUUCAAGGAGCCAUGGAGAUACGGGGAGGAGACGGGGCCCGAGUGGGAGGGGCUCAAGGAGUACAUGGGAUACAGGCAGAUGCUCCUCGACCGUGUGGAGUUUAUGGAAGGCAUGAGCUAG
This is a messenger RNA of Hirsutella rhossiliensis, 1248 nucleotides long. RefSeq lists its product as uncharacterized. The transcript has a single exon. The coding region runs from base 1 to 1248 and encodes 415 amino acids. The record is from RefSeq and is a predicted model, not a curated record. NCBI's taxonomy places the organism in Eukaryota, Fungi, Ascomycota, Sordariomycetes, Hypocreales, Ophiocordycipitaceae.